AGCAAAAAGUGUGUUUCAUGCCAGUGGGAACUUAAUUUGGGGAUUUUUGAUCAUUUAACUUAGCCUGAAGUUGUGAAGUGUUUUGUCUUGAAACGGUAGAGAUAAAGUUGAAAAAGUAUUGGAAGCUUUUUCUGUGUAAAAUAAUUAUGUUCGUUCAGUUUAAAUAAAACCAGUCACAGUUUAGGAGGCCUAGCUUCCUGUGAAAUGAGAAGUCAGCACUGAUUGCAGAAAUCUGAUUAUAACAGAUCCAUCCUAAAAACCAUCACAAUGUGCCCAGCCCUGUGCAAGGCGAGGGGAAUAAAUAGGAUGAAGCCUAUUCUGGGACUUUACAUGAUGGGCCAUGGUGGACAAUAAACAUACAGUAAAAUAGGUUGUUGUAAGAAGGGCUCUGAAGGAAGUAAUGUCUUGUCCACGCGUGCACAUAGGGUAGACCUCUGAGUCGUGGUGGUGUCACUUCUAGAUUCUCACUGUGUUGAGCCAAGGUGGGAUGUGGUUGCUUCCCCAGGCCAAUGUAAGGGGCCAUGUCAGACUCUAACCUUCUGUGUCAGGCUGAAUUGCCCACCACCCAAGACCCCUCCCGCAGAACUUUUGGAAUCAUCUCUGAUUCUCUGGUAGCCCCAACAAGGGAGUGGUGGAUCAUGAACCGUGGAACUAAGAGUUUAGAGGAAAUGGCAGCAUUGUGGAAUAAAUAACUGUAAUGUGUGCUGUCUUGCCUGCACCCUAAUUGGCUCUGAUUUCUCAGGUGAGUUGCUUUUCUUGGAAGCAGUACAGCCAAGGGGCUGGGAUGUCCGCUUGGAAGAGGAGAAGCUCAGGUUGCCCGAACUGGAUUAGCCCUGGGAAUAUCCCUGGAGGCCCCGCCCUGCCCCGCCAUACCCAAUGGGCUGCUGGCCCCAGGUCUGAGCUCCAACCCCGCCUCGCUGUGGGGGAGUGGCCCCAUAAAAGGCAUUUGUGGCCUCCUCUAGGGGAAUGACAUUUGGGUCUUGUCUUUGUGGGAAAAGGCUCCUUACUGCAGGGCCUGAAGCCCAACUAGGCUGAGCCUCUUAAGGGUUUGUUUCCUAAACAAAGGUGUCAUAAAGAAAGGGUGGGCGUGACCUAGCCAAGGUGAGCUAGGGAAGCGGCCAGAAGGCAUUACUCCCUUGACUCCCACUGAGUCUGCGACUCUGCAUGCCAUGUCCCUGUUGCAUGUCAUGUCCCUUCUAGGUAUUUGGGCCCCAAGGCUCCUUCUCAUGUCGCUAGAGUUAUGGUUGUUGACCCAGGGUUUUCCCAUUCCGAAGAGGGCCCAGGACUUGGUCCAGCUGACCUCCGAAGCGCCUGGGCCAACUGAGCCCUGGUCCUUACACUCCUUGGACCUCCUUCCUGACUCGCCCGAGAAGCUCACACCCCCGGCAAACCCGGGGGGCUUUGAUUAUCUGGGAUCAUCUGCUCCCUCGCAGGUGCUCUCCCCACCUCACUUGUUGACUGACAGUUUGCUUCCUUUCCUGGACUGGGAAUCUGCUAGGCAGCUGUCUCCAGAGCCAGGUCAGUUUGCUGUUGCACACAAGGAGCUGCUUGACAAGCUAAAUCUGCCUGAGAGGCCCCCAGAAGCGGUGCCCAUGCCCAGUGGGGAACAGAAUCAGGCCCCAGCUCUGCCUCUUUUACUCAAAAGUAAGACUCAGCCUGUCAGUCUAGAUCAGGCUUCAGAUCGAGUAUUUGAUGUAUUUGUUCCACUUCUUGAUCAUAAGAGAUUAAAACGAAAAAUGUUUAUUGGUUUACCCUGGAAACUGAAAAAGUAUGUAGCUCAGCAUCACGGACUUGAUGACACUGUGGUUGGAACUCCACACCAAUUUGCAAACCUUCAGCUUCAGACACAACCCUUGCAGGAUGAUGACACAGAUCCAGGUCUGAGCACAGCUGAUUCUGACAGCCCUCCUCUGAAACCUCAGGAGAGCACAGAUGAGCCUCCAGAGCCCCUUGAGCAAGUUGAACCUUCUGCAGUCCAGCAAGAAGCCCCAGUUCAACCCUCAGACUUGCCAAAAGUCACCAUGAAACAUAUCGAUCUGGAGGUUACACUAACUUCAGAGCCUUCUCCAAGGCAGAAGCAGGCCUCAGAGAGUACUGAGGACGUUAACACUCUCAUCCACCCAACAAGAGGCUCCAGCUCAGACUUCAGAAUGGAAGCCCCAGUUCAGCCUACAACUCCUCCGAAAGAAGUCAAACCCCCUGUUGAGCAAGAUCCUACAGAUGAAGCUCCAGAGUCCCGUAUGGAGAACACAGCUCCAACUCUACCAAAUCAGGAGGUGACGGUUCAACCUCCAGCUCAGGAUCAAGCUCAACAAACUAUCUUGCCCAGUGUUACAGGUAAGCCUGUGGAUGUGGAAAUCACCAUGAGAUCAGAGCCUACCAAGAAGGCUGCAUCUUCUCUACAAGUGGUCCCACCUCAGCCUUCAGGCCCUCUUUCAGAGACUGAAACUUCUCCCAGUGAGCAAGAACAGCCAGAGGAACCUUCUGAGUCUUCUGAGGAAUUGGAACCUUCUGGAAGCCAGACAGAAGCUCCAGUUCAGCCUGCAAAGCCAUCUGAGGAAGUCAAGCCUUCACCUGAGCAAGAGGUUCCAGUUCAAGCUCCAGAGGCUUCAGUUCAAGCUCCAGAGGCGACAGUUCAAGCUCCAGAGGUGACAGUUCAAGCUCCCGUUCAGAAUCAAGCACAACAGGAUAACUUGGCCAGUGAAACAAAUAAGCCUGUGGAUGUGGCAAUUACCAUAACUCCAGAGCCAGCCCAGGAGGCUGCAUCUGCUCUAACUCAGCCUUCAGAGUAUGCUGAAGGGGCAGAACCUUCUCUCGGUGAGAAGGAACAAACAGUUCAGCCUUCUGUGUCUCCUGGGGAGGCUCAACCUUCUGGAAUUCACAUGGCUGCUCCAGUACAGGCCUCAGAGCAUACUGAGGAGUUUGAACCUCCUCCACCCCAGCAGGAACAACCAGCUGAGUCUUCAGUGUCCUCUGAACAGUCUGAAGCUUUGAAAAACCAGCAUGAGAUUACAACUCAGAUGCCAGAACCCUCAGAAAAGGAUGAACUUUCUCCAUUGCGAAUGCUGAACUUUCACCAAUUCAGCCACAACUCCCAACUCCGUCUCCAGAAUCCUCUGAGGAGGCUAGUGAUCUUCCUCCAUUGGCAGAUAGCACAUCACUUUCACCUCACGAUCUGUUGUAAAGGAUGGCUGUUUUCAAGUAAGAAUCCAAGUUCAUGUUGUUUUUGUUGUCCCACCACUGUGCAACUGAAGCUGUUGUCUUCUUCUUUGGCUUUUUCUUUUUGUAGAAAUCUUGGUUGCAAUUUAAUCACAGAGUUGAACUUUGGAACAUUUCAGGCAUGGCAUGGAAUGCAGUUUUUACAGCAAGUAAUUCUCAGUCGUAAUCCUCUGACAACUGUCGAAGAUUCCCAUCUUUUUAAAUUGCCAGCAUUAAAGUACCUGCAUACAAUGAAUAGCCAAGCCUGGUCCUGUGUAUAAUUUCUUAUGACAUAUAUGGGCAUUUAAAAUGCUUUGCUUUUUGGUGCUGUAUGAGAAUUUUUUCAUCAUCAAAAUCUCUAUUACAAUACCAGCACCACGGCUUCAGCUGCUUCU
Molecule: messenger RNA, 3593 nt
Organism: Castor canadensis (American beaver)
Lineage: Eukaryota; Metazoa; Chordata; Mammalia; Rodentia; Castoridae
Source: RefSeq, a predicted model, not a curated record